Trypanosoma rangeli is the source of this 744-nucleotide messenger RNA. Its product is annotated as solute carrier family 36 (proton-coupled amino acid transporter). The coding region runs from base 1 to 744 and encodes 247 amino acids. The transcript has a single exon. Lineage: Eukaryota; Euglenozoa; Kinetoplastea; Trypanosomatida; Trypanosomatidae. The record is from RefSeq and is a predicted model, not a curated record.
AUGAUGCGUCACGAGAUCACAGUAAAGGUAAAGACAACGUCGAUGCCGCAACCACACGAACCCAAUUACUUUGGUGAGGAUGUUGCCGAGAAGUUUCCCAACGAGGGAAAUGGUGAGCCUCGCCUUCCCAAUGCUACAGAAGGCGGCGAAGGACGAUCGGAGAAGUAUUUGCCUUGCUCGGAUGUGGAUGAUGCAGCCGAAGAAGAAGAUAUCCAGAGUGAAGGCAACCUUUGGGUGCUUGAAAAUGCCAAUCUUCCCAAGUGCGCAUUUAAUGUCUUCAAGGCGAAUGUGGCGUCUGGCGUGUUUCUGCUGCCCACUUUUUACAAGGAUUCUGGAUAUAUUAUGUCUCCAAUUUUUUCCUUGCUCAUCGGGGCUAUUGUUGUGGAUUGUUCCCGACUGCUGGUCCGUGCCAAAACAAAGGUAAACCGAGGAUCUGUUUCGGAUUAUGCGCAGCUUUGUGAUUUUGUUCUCGGAAAACCUUUUCGAUACAUUCUUUUUGUGGCCUUGCUAUUGACACAAUAUGCCUUUUUGCUUGCUUUACCUGCAGCUUUCUGCAGGUGUCAUGGCAAGAAUUGUGCCAGCGUUUUCAGGAAAUGUGUAUGUUUGGAUAACCGUUAUGUUUGCCAUUGUUUUGCCUAUGACUUUUUUAAGCGAGAACCUGGCGUUCCUUGCGGUUGUAGCCAUUGUUUCCACUGUAUCUGUGGUUUUUGCGCUAGUUGCUACGAUGAUUGUGUCAUUUAUUAA